Molecule: messenger RNA, 342 nt
Organism: Striga hermonthica
Lineage: Eukaryota; Viridiplantae; Streptophyta; Magnoliopsida; Lamiales; Orobanchaceae
Source: the annotation of a GenBank genome assembly
AUGGGUUGCGCUGGAUCGCGCGAUAAACCUGAUGAAACUCCGAAGAAGAUAAGAAAACCCAAGCCAUGGAAGCAUACAGAAGCAAUAACUAGAGCACAACUAACACAAAUGCGUGAGGAGUUUUGGGACACUGCCCCACAUUAUGGUGGUAGGAAAGAAAUCUGGGAUGCUCUCCAGGCAGCAGUGGAGGCAGAUUUGAGCCUUGCGCAGGCAAUCGUGGACAGUGCUGGUGUUAUCGUUCAAAAUCCCGAUUUGACCAUCUGUUAUGAUGAGAGAGGGGCCAAGUAUGAGUUGCCGAAAUAUGUUCUGAGCGAGCCCACAAAUCUGAUCCGUGACAGUUGA